AUGCCACGUCAGCAGAUCCAGGCGAUCCAGGACGCGCUCGUGGGGCUCCCCGAGGUGGAGCCGCCCGGCGCGCGACUGGCGGGGGAAGGCGUGAAGGCGAAGCACCCCGUGGUGUUCGUUCCGGGGAUAGUCACAGCCUUUCCCCCCUCUCCUCCCCUUCCCCUUAUCCCUCAUUCCCCCCCUUUCCCCCCUUCCCUUGCCCCCUUUCCCACCCUUCCCCCCCUUCAUCCCCUUUCCCCCCCUUCCCCCCCUUCCCCCCUUCCUCACCUUUCCCUCAUUCCCCCAUUUGCCCCGGCCCGGCCCGGGUGUUGGAUGGAGCACAUGUUGCUGGACAAUGAGACAGGCCUGGACCCUCCAGGCAUUCGUGUGCGACCGGUGUCAGGGCUGGUGGCAGCUGAUUAUUUCUUACCCGGGUACUUUGUGUGGGCGGUGAUCAUCGAGCAGCUGGCCAAGAUCGGUUACGAGGAGAGAAACAUGUUCAUGGCCGCCUAUGACUGGCGCCUGUCAUUUUACAACACACAGAAGAGGGAUCAAACGCUGAGUCGCCUCAAGGCCACUAUUGAAAUUCUCGUGCAGACCAACGGGGGCAAGAAAGCCGUGGUGGUGCCGCACUCCAUGGGAGUGCUCUAUUUCCUCUUCUUCAUGAAGUGGGUCGAAGCACCAGCGCCCCUGGGAGGAGGAGGGGGCCCGCGGUGGGUGCAUGAUCACAUCAGGGCCGUCUUCAACAUCGGAGGGCCACUCCUGGGCGCACCCAAGGCGUUCACUGGGCUGUUUUCAGCAGAGGCCAAGGACGUGGCGGCUAUCAGGGCGCUCGAUCCGGGGGUGUUUGAGAGCUUGCAGGCACUGCAGCAUGUGAUGCGGGUUUCCCGCACAUGGGACUCCACCAUGAGCAUGCUGCCCAAGGGUGGCGAAGUCGUGUGGGGCAACGCCACGUGGGCUCCUGAGGACUCCUUCAACUGCUCCAAGGCGCGCGCGAAGCAGCUGCAGCUGCAGCAGGCAGGGGAGAGUGGAAAUAGCUCCAAGGCAGGGGGGGAUGGCAGGGGGUUGGGAGUGGAGGGGUUUUUACGCACUCUGAUGGCUGAGGGGGCCUCCCACACCCUUUGUCUCCCCAAUUUUUCUCUCUUCAUCUCCAUUUUCCAGGUGUCCUUCGGAGCAGCAUCAGCCACACUCUCAGAGUCUCUUGUGUGCCCCUCAGAAGCCAAGGCAGCAGCCAGGGCAGCAGCAGCCACGUGCCCUGUUGCCUCCACGUGCUCAGCCACGUGGGGCGGGCAGCAGUAUGUUCUCUCAGACCCCUGUAGCUGUGCCAUGCGGGACUUACUGCCAGAGGGCGAUGACGAGUACAGUGACGAGGCUGCUUAUAAGGGGCCGGAGGGGAAGGGAGGGGCGAGUUUUGGAGGGGAGAAGGACGAGUCAGAAGGGAAGGAAGAGAAAGCGCCUGUGAGGGAGAGUCGGCGCAAGCAGUGGCAGAGGCAGCUGGAGGAAACAGUGUUUCAGCACCUGCACUCGCGCAACAAGUCGUGCGGCGACGUGUGGACGGAAUACCACGACAUGAGCUGGCACGCUCUGAAAGACAUCGCCAACUGCCCUUUUUACACCGCAGGGGACGAGAGCGACGGGCCUUCCGGGGGCAUUCUGGGGCUGCUGAGACAGGUGGCGCCCAAGACCAUGGCAAGAGCGGAUGAGAACUGGAGCUAUGGGAUCGCGGAGGACUUGAGUGAGAGCAACCUGCCCGACGCCCCUGAGAUGGAGGUGUACUGCGCCUAUGGCACGGGGCUGCUGACAGAGAGGGCGUACGUGUACCGCCUCUCGCCCUCCAACGACACGUGCCUUAUCCCCUUCCGCAUCGACGCCUCUGCCAAUGGGCCUCCUGGCCAGGCGGGGGACUGUCUGACGGAGGGGGCAUAUUUCACAGACGGCGACGAGACAGCGCCCGUGCUCUCCAUGGGGCUGCCGUGCGCCAAGCUGUGGCGCGGCCGCACGCGAUUCAACCCCGCCGCGUCGCCCACCUUCCUGAGGGAGUACGAGCACCGCCCCACCUCGGGGCUGCUGGCAGGCAGGAGCACGCAGAGCGGCAGUCACGUGGACAUCAUGGGUAACUUUGCGCUCAUUGAGGAUAUUUUGCGGGUUGCUGCUGGUGCCACGGGUGCAGAGAUUGGCGGGGAUCAGAUUUAUUCGGAUAUAUUGCACUGGGCCGAACGGGUUGGUAUAAAAUUGUAG
Closterium sp. Yama58-4 is the source of this 2217-nucleotide messenger RNA. The record is from the annotation of a GenBank genome assembly. NCBI's taxonomy places the organism in Eukaryota, Viridiplantae, Streptophyta, Zygnematophyceae, Desmidiales, Closteriaceae.